This is a messenger RNA of Lepus europaeus (European hare), 858 nucleotides long. It is a transcript of the gene FASLG, whose product is annotated as Fas ligand. The record is from RefSeq and is a predicted model, not a curated record. The transcript has 4 exons. Gene Ontology annotation, cellular component: membrane. Gene Ontology annotation, molecular function: tumor necrosis factor receptor binding. The coding region runs from base 1 to 858 and encodes 285 amino acids. Gene Ontology annotation, biological process: positive regulation of canonical NF-kappaB signal transduction; extrinsic apoptotic signaling pathway via death domain receptors; apoptotic process. NCBI's taxonomy places the organism in Eukaryota, Metazoa, Chordata, Mammalia, Lagomorpha, Leporidae.
AUGCAGCAGCCCUUCAAUUAUCCAUAUCCCCAAAUCUACUGGGUGGACAGCACUGCCAGCUCUCCCUGGGCCCCUCCAGGGUCAGUUCUCCCCUGUCCAUCCUCUGUACCUGAAAGGCCUGGUCAAAGAAGGCCACCACCACCACUGCCACCGCCACCACCACCACUACCACCACCACCAUUGCCCCCGCUGCCCCCGCUGCCCCCACUGCCCCCACCACCCCUGAAGAAGAGGAAGGACCACAGCACAGGCCUCUGCCUCCUUCUGAUGUUUUUCAUGGUCCUGGUGGCCCUGGUUGGAUUGGGGCUGGGGAUGUUCCAGCUCUACCACCUGCAGAAGGAGUUGGCCGAGCUCCGAGAGUCCUUCAGCCAAAGGCACACAGCAUCAUCUAUGGAGAAGCAAACAGCUCACCCAAGUCCACCUCAUGAAAAAAAGGAGACCAGAAAAGUGGCCCACUUAACAGGCAAGUCCAACUCAAGGUCCAGCCCUUUGGAAUGGGAAGAUACCUAUGGAAUUGCCCUGGUUUCCGGACUGAAGUAUAAGAAGGGUAAUCUUGUGAUCAAUGACACUGGGCUGUACUUUGUGUAUUCUAAAGUGUACUUCCGUGGUCAGUCCUGCAGCAACCAGCCACUGACCCACAAAGUCUACAUGAAAAACUCUAAGUAUCACCAGGAUCUGAUGCUGAUGGAAGAGAAGAUGAUGAACUACUGUACUACUGGCCAGAUGUGGGCCCGGAGCAGCUACCUGGGGGCAGUGUUCAAUCUCACCAGUGCCGACCAUUUAUAUGUCAACGUCUCUGAGAUAUCACUGGUCAAUUUUGAGGAAUCAAAGACAUUCUUUGGCUUAUAUAAGCUCUGA